This is a messenger RNA of Medioppia subpectinata, 548 nucleotides long. Lineage: Eukaryota; Metazoa; Arthropoda; Arachnida; Sarcoptiformes; Oppiidae. The record is from the annotation of a GenBank genome assembly.
ACACAUUAAUGUAAUAAACGUAACACAACAUGAUUGUCAUCACAACAUUAAUCGGCAUUAUUUCAGCAUAUUUUCUAACAAAAAAAUAUCUGAAACAUAGGUUUACAUUCUGGGAGAAGCAGGGGGUGGGCGGACACGAGGGUCUGGAGCCGUCCAUAUAUAGGCCCGGCUUUGUCCACGAGAAUGACCUGAAGAAUGCCGAAGAGUUCGGUCACAUCUAUGGCUACUAUGAGUUCUUCAGACGGGGUCUAGUGAUCAACGAACCCGACCUAAUACGGGAGGUGUUUGUCACACAUUUUGAUAAGUUUAGGAACAAUCGGGAAAUGUACUUCGGGGAGGACUCAAUUAAUUUGAACAUGUUCAAUUUGCCGGGUAAUGUCGAUUGGAAACGAAUCCGCAGUAUUUGUUCCCCGGCUUUUACCUCAUCUAAACUGAAGGCUAUUAUGCCGUCACUGGAAGUGAUUGCUGAUGAGUUUGUAGACAGUGUGUCCCAAAUGUUUGAUACGGCUAAACCCGAUGGUAAAUAUAGUUUAAUGUUUUGUGUUUAG